Molecule: messenger RNA, 1096 nt
Organism: Dacryopinax primogenitus
Lineage: Eukaryota; Fungi; Basidiomycota; Dacrymycetes; Dacrymycetales; Dacrymycetaceae
Exons: 4
Source: RefSeq, a predicted model, not a curated record
CCUUCUCUCAUAUCUCAACCCGUUUCUUGCGUCUGAGUACCGACGUCUCUUGGCGGACGCUGCUCUACCGUCUACGUUUUGGUAGACCACUGUGUAAUGAAUGCGGUCGCAGGCCUGAUUGGCGCGAACUUGCAGUCCUCCUGGCACGGCAUACAGGCCGAUGUCAGCGAGCAGCUUGCAAAGGUGGGGCGUUCUUAGAUCUGGGCAGCGGGGAAGUGCCAAAGAUGGUGGAUACUCUUACUGAUUCGAGCGUUUUCCGCUUCCACCCUUUGCAUUUCACAGUUCACGGGCACCCUCAAAGCACGCCUCGUGAUUCUACCCCUGGUGCCAUGCUCGGACCAGGCGACGUGACACGAACCGAUCUUUCAGCCUCUGUUACACAUAACAGCGAGCUGGCAACUGAGACUGAGCCACUUCCGGCAUACACUCUCACUCUGCCGCGCUUGCUCCAGGCGCACCUGCCUUUCCCGUCCUGGGUAGGGCGAGCGGAGGCGUCUCUGCUUGCUCAUACCGCGCAAUACGGCCCAACACAGCGGUACGCUCCGCUGUGUCAUCACCCGAACGCAAGCUGUACGCUUGCAACUGUUCCUCCUUCAAAGGAGCUCAAGCUGCCUUUCCGCAUUUUGGGACAGAGGAGGAUUGUUGAAGUGCGGAACCAGGAGGGCGUCACGUUGCUCGAUCUUUCUCGAGCACUUGUUGACACUGUGCUAGCGGAGCCAGAUAAUACCGUGUACAACACGGUGAUGGAGACGUACGGAGCGCGAGACGACAUCGUCUCAUUCGGGCUAGUGACCUCCCUACGUGACCGGGGUUUCAUGAAUGACCACGAGUGGCCACUUAUCGAGUUGCUAGAUGAAUACGACUAUGGCGACGCGGACGCGUCGUGGGAUGGGUAUUGGAUGUGGGUUGAUCACGCGAAAGGAGCGGUAAAGUGAUUGCAAGACUGGACUCAUUCAUGAUCGGUUCGAUUUAGUCGUCAAGGGAUCCUAGGGAAAUAUGGUAAAAUGUGCUCAUUUGUGAGCCGAGUUCCAUUUCGUUUGAUCCUGUUCUUUUGUAUUACAUUGAAUGUGCUGUCUGCCUGUAUUGCUAAGUUUAA